GGCCGCUCUGAUGAGAGGUGGGAAUAGAGGCGGCGGCGGUGGUGGCAGAGGUGGUAGAGGUGGUUUCAAUGAUCAAAAUAACCGCGGUGGAGGAAGAGGGGGCGGUUUCAACAAUCAGGGUGGCAGAGGUGGAUUCAACAACAACAACAACAACAGAAACAACAACGGCGGAAAAAAUAAUCGGGGAAGAGGUGGGUUUAACAACAAUGACAACAGUAACAGAAAUAACAACAACAACAACAACCGCGGUGGAAAAGGCGGUGGCUUCUCCAACAAGGGGAACAACUGGAAUAACAACAAUAACAACAAUAACAACGACAAUAAAAACAACGGCAAUGGCAAGAACGGCAAGAAUAAGAAGAAAGUCAACUGGUAUCGCCCGCUCCUCGACCCAUACGACUUCGAAGACAACUCGGCCAGGGUGCUGUGGCGCUGGGGGUUUGACAGCAGUAAGGCCCCGGAACCCGAGGAUACAGAGAUGACGAACGCGCCUCCGUUGGAGAACCCUGAGCCUGACGAUGAUAUAACCAUGGGAGGCGUCUCUGAUGACGAGGACCCUGAUAUCUCGAUGGGGGGCUGGUCCGACUCAGAGUCUGAUUCGGAUAACUCGAUGAGAAGUUGGUCCGAUUCGGACCCCGAUACCUCAAUUCGGGACUGUGCUGACCUGGAUGCCUUGGUAGGGGGGCAGCCGGAUCGGGGUGCACAUGAGCGGCGAUUGUCUGAUUCAGAUAUCUCGAUGCGAAGUUGGUCGGAUUCGGACUCUGAUACCCCCAGUGGGGCCUGUGCUAACCCGGAUACUUCAACAGGCGAGGAGUCCGACCCAGACACCGCGGUGGGAGUCCGUUUUGAGUUGUACAGGUCGUGCAAAGGCCGUCCCGGUACACCAGUUCCCUCGAGGAGAUCGAGCUCGAGCUCGGAAGCCUCGAGCGAUUCAUCGGAUCCGGACUACUUGCCAGACGACGAUGAGGAUCCAGAUGACGAAGAGGAUCAAGACUAUGCCUCCAAGCCAAGGAAACAAGCCCCAACCGACCCCUGUGAGCAGAUGUAA
Molecule: messenger RNA, 1048 nt
Organism: Aspergillus brunneoviolaceus CBS 621.78
Lineage: Eukaryota; Fungi; Ascomycota; Eurotiomycetes; Eurotiales; Aspergillaceae
Exons: 1
Coding region: 11-1048 (345 amino acids)
Source: RefSeq, a predicted model, not a curated record